AUGUCAGCCGUAGCGCCAGCAGGGACCGGUGCCACGGCACCUACCGCCAACGGUCCAAUCGUACCUGCUCCAGUUUUCGCGCUGCCAACGUUGUCGUUCACCGUCGGCCAGGUAGCCACCGUCUGUGAAACACUCGAGGAGAGCGGCGACAUCGAGAGACUGGCGAGGUUCCUCUGGAGUCUUCCGGUUGCUCAUCCGAACAUCCAAGAGUUGAAUCAAAGUGAGGCUGUACUGAGAGCAAGAGCGAUCGUGGCUUUUCACUCGGGACAUUAUCGAGAAUUGUACGCGAUACUGGAGAGGCACAAGUUCACCAAGGAUUCUCAUGGUAAGCUUCAAGCUAUGUGGCUCGAAGCGCACUAUCAAGAAGCGGAGAAGCUCCGUGGAAGACCGCUGGGUCCAGUGGACAAGUACAGAGUCAGGAAGAAAUUCCCAUUACCGAGGACGAUCUGGGACGGAGAGCAGAAGACGCAUUGCUUCAAGGAGAGAACCAGAUCGUUGUUGAGAGAGUGGUAUCUUCAGGAUCCUUAUCCGAAUCCGGGGAAGAAGAGGGAACUGGCCGCGGCUACGGGACUCACGCCGACGCAGGUUGGAAAUUGGUUCAAGAACAGGAGGCAAAGGGAUCGUGCUGCUGCUGCGAAAAAUAGAAUGCAACAGCAAUCCGGCACAGGAAACGGGAAUACACGCCGCGCCCUGAGUCCCGGGCCAGGCGGCAGCGAUUCGGAGGACUCUGAUAUCUCGCUAGGCGGAACAUCGCCACCGUCACCGAGUUCCUCGCCUCCGCCAACUCAUCAACCAUCUCCUGUUCCUCUCGGGCCCCUUGGACCUCUACCUCCACCGUCCUUAAAUUUCCGCUUCGAUCCUUCGCAAUCGCAGUUUCGAUUCAACCACGCGACGGCCUUCAAAUUCCCGCCGACGGGCUUCCGGUUUGGACCGCACAGCCCGCAACACAAUCAUCCGAACAUCUCGGGCGGUGGAAUCUUCAGGCUGACGGAAACGAGCCCGUUCCAAGCUGUGGGGCCCAGAGGUGAUCUUGGAUCGAGACUGCCAGAUCCUCUAGGACUACCACCACCGAGGUUGCACCCGCACGAAGGUUUGCUCCAUCAUCCGCACGUUCAGCAUCAACUGCCGGAAGGAAUGUCGAGGAUAUCAGAAGCCUCGCGACUUUCCGACGGAGGGAUCUCGCGUCUGUCGGACAGCCUAUCGGAAGCACACAGCCCGCCAUUAAUGGCGACGAACCUGUCUGUGACGGGUCCGCUAAGGGUUGCUGUACCAAGCCCGCACACGCCUUCCUCGCGAGGCAGUCCUCCAUCCAGUCAGCAGACUCCUCAGGGUCAGUCUCAAGGCCAGGGAUUGAUAAGGGUCGCGACACCUCCGCCGAAUCCGAAACCACCGCAGAUUCACAGACCUUUCUCGCCGGCGUGA
Molecule: messenger RNA, 1422 nt
Organism: Habropoda laboriosa
Lineage: Eukaryota; Metazoa; Arthropoda; Insecta; Hymenoptera; Apidae
Gene: Optix
Product: homeobox protein SIX3-like
Exons: 3
Coding region: 1-1422 (473 amino acids)
Biological process (GO): regulation of transcription by RNA polymerase II
Cellular component (GO): nucleus; transcription regulator complex
Molecular function (GO): RNA polymerase II cis-regulatory region sequence-specific DNA binding; DNA-binding transcription factor activity, RNA polymerase II-specific
Source: RefSeq, a predicted model, not a curated record